CAACCUUCUUUUCCUGUGUGUGUGUUGUGUGCGUCGCUCUCUCCAUCUCUCUCACACACACACUCCUUGGUCUUUUUCUCCUUUGCCUGUUGUUGCCGUCACCUCUCUGGACACUCUCUCUCUCUCUCUGCUGCCAUACCUCCGUGCCCUGUCUGUCUCCCUUAGUGGGGCGCUGUCAGGGUGUCAGAAGGGGGCAGCGACUGGACACGGGGAGGAUGGGGGUAGUCCUUAUCGCAGUGACAGCAUGAAGAGCAUGAUGGCGGAGGGAGCCAAGGCCGGGAGAUGGCAGACUGUCCAGGGCCACAUGCAGUCUGGAGGAUUCAGACCCAGCAACUUUGGGGAUCCGGUCUUAUCCUACACUUCCACUCUGGAGCACAUCCCAAUCGGGCCCGCCCGCCCCCGGACGCUGCUACGCCAGCAGAGUCUCCAGCAGCCCCUCAUCCACCCGCCGGGCUCGAGUUUCGGCCACCCUCCGACCACGUCCCAGAGUUUGGGACAAUUACACACCGCACCCGGGGCCGCCGGGAGAGGAGAUGGAGGUGGUGACGGCGGUGGCGAGGGUGGAGUUGCAGGUAAAAGAGCUGUUCCGCGGGCCACGCGGGGAAGCCCCGCAGGGGCUGGUGCCUCUCGCUAUAGGGGAGGCGACGCAGGAGGCCGCUCACGUGGUAAUCCCGGCAGCUGGGAUUACACGAUGGACCAGAUCCGGAAUCGUGGCCUGGACGUCAAAUCCUUUCUUGAAGGAAAGCUGGUGGUUCUGUCUUUGGCCAUCGGUGUGGCCGAGCAAGACGACUUUGCCAAUAUCCCUGACCUGCAAGAAACGGCACAGGCGGCCCCUGCAGCCAGUCAGGAGCCCCCCCUCGAGAAGAGGUACCAUAUAAUGGGUAACAAGCCAGCCAACAGCCCCAAAGGCCAACCCCCUGAUGCUGACGGCCACUCCUCCGUAACUGACCUGGCCAACUCUCUCACUGGAGACAUGGUGAUGCUGUCUCCAGGUUCGGAGGAUGACGAUGGCGAGGGUCCUAUCAGUGAGAAGCUGGGCCGUAUCCAGUUCAGCAUAGGCUACAGCUUCCAGAACACAACCCUCACAGUCAAAGUUCUCAGGGGCCAGGAGCUACCAGCCAAGGACUUUUCCGGUACCUCGGAUCCCUUCGUUAAAAUCUACCUGCUGCCUGAUAAAAAGCACAAACUGGAAACCAAGGUCAAAAGGAAGAACCUCAACCCCCACUGGAAUGAAACCUUCUUGUUUGAAGGUUUCCCCUAUGAGAAGGUGAGGGAGCGCACACUUUACCUUCAGGUGUUGGACUACGACCGCUUCAGCAGGAAUGACCCUAUUGGAGAGGUCUCAAUCCCCCUUAACAAGGUGGAACUGGGCCAGAUAAAGACCUUCUGGAAGGAGCUCAAGCCCUGCAGUGAUGGCAGUGGAAGACGAGGGGACUUGCUGGUGUCUCUGUGCUAUAAUCCCACUGCCAACACCAUAACUGUGAACAUCAUCAAAGCUCGUAAUCUCAAAGCCAUGGAUAUUGGGGGUACCUCAGAUCCCUACGUGAAGGUGUGGCUGAUGCACAAAGACAGGCGUGUAGAAAAGAAAAAGACAGUCACGAUGAAGCGCUGUCUCAAUCCCGUCUUCAAUGAGUCCUUCCCCUUCGAUGUGCCCGCCCAUGUGCUGAGGGAAACCACCAUCAUCAUCACUGUCAUGGACAAGGACAGACUCAGUCGCAACGAUGUUAUUGGCAAGGUGUUCACCUGA
Molecule: messenger RNA, 1747 nt
Organism: Entelurus aequoreus (snake pipefish)
Lineage: Eukaryota; Metazoa; Chordata; Actinopteri; Syngnathiformes; Syngnathidae
Product: synaptotagmin-7-like
Exons: 9
Coding region: 245-1747 (500 amino acids)
Biological process (GO): regulation of calcium ion-dependent exocytosis; vesicle fusion; cellular response to calcium ion
Cellular component (GO): synaptic vesicle; axon; membrane
Molecular function (GO): calcium-dependent phospholipid binding; calcium ion binding; clathrin binding
Source: RefSeq, a predicted model, not a curated record